AUGACAAUUAUCAGAAUUAAAUCCUUGAAGGUCUAUGCAUUCGGUUUUUACAUUCAUCCAUAUGAUGUCUGUGAGAAAUUGGGUCUGAAGUAUGCUUCUAUUCCAGUUGGUGAAUUGAACAAGCACAAUAAGUUUUAUGAGGAUCUUCUCAGGGAGGAUAUUAAUAUGACUGUUAGGCUUGUGAUUAAUUGCAAUGGGAUCAAAAUCAGUACCGUUAAAGAUGCUUUUGAGAAAUCCCUUAGAGCCCGAUUAAUAAAAACAAACCCAGAAACCGACUACUGCUGCCUAACAACCUUUGGUUCUAUUUUCUCACAAGAUAUCCCUUUACGUUCGGGAACAACAAUUGACUUCCGCCGAACAGGUGAUGGACACCUGAUUACUGAAAUUGGAGGUAAUCAGAUUGGAGCAGUCCAUAGCAAAGAUCUGUGUAGGGCUUUCUUUGACAUGUACAUUGGAGAGGUUCCUGUGUGUGAGCAAACAAAAGCAGAGAUCGGGAAAAAUGUUGGACGUAUCAUAAGGAGGUGCUGA
Ilex paraguariensis (yerba mate) is the source of this 528-nucleotide messenger RNA. Lineage: Eukaryota; Viridiplantae; Streptophyta; Magnoliopsida; Aquifoliales; Aquifoliaceae. The record is from the annotation of a GenBank genome assembly.